Messenger RNA from Aspergillus oryzae RIB40, 1224 nucleotides. RefSeq names its product curved DNA-binding protein (42 kDa protein). Bases 1 to 1224 code for a protein of 407 amino acids. The transcript is spliced from 5 exons. The record is from RefSeq and is a predicted model, not a curated record. Lineage: Eukaryota; Fungi; Ascomycota; Eurotiomycetes; Eurotiales; Aspergillaceae.
AUGGCUGACACCCAGGCCCAGCAGCCUGCCGAGGUUGACUACACCCUCAACAACCCCGACACCUUGACCAAGUACAAGACUGCUGCCACUAUCUCACACAAGGUCCUCGACGCCGUCGCAGCCCUGUGUGUGGAGGGAGCCAAGAUCGUUGAGAUCUGCCAGAAGGGUGACGAGCUUCUCGAAGAGGAAAUCGCUAAGGUCUACAAGGGCAAGAAGAUCACCAAGGGUGUCGGUCACCCCACGACUGUCUCUCCCAGCUCCCAUGUGACCCCAUACACUCCCUUGGUUUCCGAUGCCCAGGAGGCCGAGACUACCUUGAAGGCCGGUGAAAUCGCUAAGAUUCAGCUCGGUGCCCAGAUCGAUGGCUUCGGAACCAUUGUUUGCGACCAGGUUGUUGUCGGCCAGGACGAGGUGACCGGCCGCGAGGCUGACCUCAUUACCGCGACUCACUAUGCCAACGAGCUCUUGCUCCGUCUCAUGGUGCCCCCUGGCCUUCUGGCUACCGGUACCGAGGAGGAGAAGAAGAAGGCUGCCGCCGAGAGGGCUCCUACUCAGGCCCAGAUCUCCCAGCUGAUCGAGAAGGUUGCUAAGGCCUACGACUGCAACGUGGUUGAGAACACCACCAGCUGGCUCUUCGAGCGCAACGAGAUCGAGGCCGAGAAGAAGAUCAUUCUCUCCCCCGGCACCGGUGUGAAGGGUGAGGGUGUCCCCGACGUUGGUGAGGUUUGGGGUGUUGAGAUUGGUCUCUCCCUUGGCUCCGGAAAGGUCAAGACUCUGCCCCUCCGUUCUACCCUCCACCGCCGUACCACUACCACCUACGGCCUCAAGCGUCCCAGCUCGAGACAGACUCUCUCGGAGAUCGUCAAGAAGUUCGGCCAGUUCCCCUUCAGCUUGCGCCAGCUAGAUGAUGAGAAGGCCGCUAAGGUUGGUGUCGUCGAGUGUGUCCGUGGUGGUGUCCUGAGACAGUACGAGCCUGCCGGUGAUGCUGACAACGCCCCUGUCUCCCGCCUCUUGACUACCAUUGCUAUCACCAAGAAUGGUAUCACUAAGCUCACUGCUCCCGCCGCACCUGAUUUCACCAAGGUCAAGUCUGAUAAGAAGAUCGAGGAUGAGGAAAUCCUCAAGAUCCUUGAGCGUCCUCUGUCCAAGUCGACUGGCUCCAAGAAGAACAAGAACAACAAGAAGAAGGCCGCCAAGAAGGCCGACUCUGGCGACAAGGAGUAA